AUGGCUAAAACCAAAAAAGUUCCUUCUUCUCAAUCUACAAAAUGUCAACCAACCCUAUCAACUUCUUCACCUACUCAACUAUCAAGAUUCCAAACUGCACCAUCAAAAUCAUCUACACCUACCCAACUACCAAAAUUCCAAUCAUCAAGAUUACCUGCACCUACCCGACCACCAAAAUCUCAAAUCACACCAUUAUCUAUUUCUUCAAUUCGGUCACCUAAUUUACCAACCAGAUCACCUGUUUUACCUUCGAGUGUAUCUCCUCUUUCACUUCGAAGCUUGGAUAGAGAAUGUAAUACAUUAUCUAUUUCUUCAAUUCGGUCAUCUAAUUUACCAACCAGAUCACCUGUUUUACCUUCGAGUGUAUCUCCUCUUUUACCUCUAAGCUUGGAUAGAGAAUCUGAAAGUCAGCAAGAAUUAGUUGAUGAGACUGGUGAAACAUCAACAGCUACGCAACAAAGACCUACUAUACAAUUUAAAAAUGACAAAGAACGAAAAAAUAAGGAGAUUUUUUUUUUAUUGAAUGAAAGAGAAGACAAUUAUAAUUUAGAUCUUAAUUCUAAAUGGGUUGAACAAAAAGCCCAGCUAGCAAAAAAUACCAUUCCUGUUCUCCUUGAAGUUUUUCAAAGUCGAUAUAACACAAAUAGAAAUGAAAUAUCAGAUAUUUUACAACAAAGGCAUAAAUCAAAAAGAAUUUUGAAAUCAGUUCGAAAAGAUAAAGUUCGAUCUAAUCAUUUUGAUAAGAGAAUUCACAGAUACACUUAUCAAUAUGAAGUAAGAAUUUUAUUUAAUGCUGCUCACAACAAAAAUGUUUCAUCGCGCAGAGGCACUCAGAAACUUCAUUCAAAAAAAGACAACCGAAUUAUGUCUUUUGAUUUGGCUGAGAUGAAAGAUAUUAUAGGAACUGGUGCUGUUCAUUCGCCUGAAUUGUCUGAUUCAGACAAUGAAAUAGAUGAAAAAGAAAAUGUAUACGUUAGUGUAUGUGAUUUAUCCUGGAGAUUAGAAAAGUUAUGUGAAUUACUUCAUAAUGUUUUUGAUACCACCGUGGUUUCUAAACAUGUACGACCACGACGACAUAGAUCUUUUAUAUUAACUGUAUCACUACCCGAAGAACAUCUGAAGUGA
Messenger RNA from Dentiscutata erythropus, 1125 nucleotides. The record is from the annotation of a GenBank genome assembly. Lineage: Eukaryota; Fungi; Glomeromycota; Glomeromycetes; Diversisporales; Gigasporaceae.